AGCGACCUCCCACCCAACCAAAACCCAGUGAGUGCUGGUUUCCGGAGAAAGAUGAGUUUUCGGUUCUGGUAGGCCCCUUCAUCGGAUUGGCCGUCCCUGAGGUUUCAAUUUGCAGCUCAAGUGCUUGUUAAUAUGCCGAACUUCUGGUGAGAAGAUACAUUUCAUUUAUACUACUCAAGCUUUUUUGGCUAGAGUUUGAGAGUUGAGACUGUUGAUUAAAUUACCUACUAGGCUUUUUCUCAAUCUCGUGAAUGGCUAUGUCUUCUUUUAGAUAAGUUGGGCCUUUUAAUUAAGUUAAUGAAUUUACCUACGUCUGCUAGGGAAGUUUCUCUGCUCUGAUAUUAAUUGGAGAUUGAGCAUUAUCAGUUAUACUGCUUUCAAUGUGAUUUUGGGCUCAAAAAUGAAAUCUCUGAGUAGUGUAGGUCUUGGUCUGAGUGUAGUUUUUGGCUGUCUUUUGCUGGCUCUUGUAGCUGAGGUUUACUACUUGUUAUGGUGGAAGAAGAGGAUAACCCAUAGAUCGGAGAUUGAAAGUGACUACACUGGCCCUGUAAAAGAGCUAUUCUAUAUGUUUUGUUGGAAAAAGCCAUCCUCUUCGUUGAGGCACACCCAAGAGCUUUACUCUUCUGUGAGAAUCAGUGAAGCCCUUGUUCAUACUGAGCAGGAAGGUCAAGCUCAAGCCCAAGCAAGCAAGGAUUUUCUUUUCAAACCCUAUGGGGAGGAUCAGCAGGACCUGUUUGUUCCUCCAAGGUUCUUGUUCACAAUAGUGGAAGAAACAAAAGAGGAUUUAGAAUCUGAGGAUGGGAAAUCAAGGGGUAAGAGCUUGAAUGAUUUUCUCAUAACGGAGACUCCAUAUUUGACACCUAUGGCUUCCCCAUCUCUUUUCACUCCGCCACUUACUCCUCUCAUGAACACUUCUUAUAACAACCAUCGUGGAGGAUUCAACCCUCUUUUUGAAUCAACGACUGAUGCAGAGUUCAAUAGAAUAAAGUCAUCUCCUCCUCCGAAAUUCAAGUUCUUGCAGGAUGCAGAGGAAAAGCUAAAAAGAAAAUUACAAGAUGAGGGUGGUGAGGAAAAGGUAAAUGAUGCGAAUGGUUCUUUCAUCACCAUUGUUGUGGAUAAGUGAAAGAACAAACAAAUAGAGAGAGCUUAAUUGUUUACAGCUCUCUUUUACUUCAAGCAGGUACUUCUUCCCUUAGCUUCUUGACAUUGAUUAGAAACCAUUUAACAUCAGAGUCCUCUUGCUCGAGUCCUAAUUAGAUUGUGAUGAAUUUCCCCUUUUUUAUGUUGGGGUUUAAUUAGUUUUAUCCCCUUUUGGGUUUUUUUGGGAUGGAGUUAGAGUUUGAUUUGCAGACCCACUAUGGAUUGUAACUGUAUCGUCCAUGUUCAAAAGUUGUGGUCCAGUACACAACAAUUUUCUGCUGAGAAAUGUCUGAAUGGUGGGUCUGAUGAUGCAAACAGGAAAAUUUGUGGGGUUAUUAUUUUUAUAUUGGAAAAAUCUCCGUUUUCCUGAUGUAUCUCUGAUACUGUAAUUAUUUCUUCGCAGUAAAAACAAAAAAAAAAAAAAAAAAAAGA
This is a messenger RNA of Neltuma alba, 1572 nucleotides long. RefSeq lists its product as uncharacterized. The transcript is spliced from 2 exons. The record is from RefSeq and is a predicted model, not a curated record. Bases 401 to 1123 code for a protein of 240 amino acids. Lineage: Eukaryota; Viridiplantae; Streptophyta; Magnoliopsida; Fabales; Fabaceae.